AUGGUUUCCAAAACCAGACAAAUAUUCAACGUUUUUCUGGGCAAGUUCGACAGGGAACUCCUGGUUCAAAACUGCAUCGUCAAUAACUCCCAAAGAGUAGGUGACGUUGCUUUCGACAAGAAGCUUAAGGGCGUGACAAAUGAUGUUUCUAAGAUCUGCUUUUUCGUACAACAAACCGGCAAGCUUGGAUGCAAAAUCAUCUGUGAAGCUUUCAAUCAAAUCAGAAGGAAGAUCGCAGAAAUGUGGGAGCAACGACCAAAUCUGGUCAACGAUCGUGGCAAAGACCUUGGUGUUCAUCGAUUCUGGGUUUCCGUUGGCGAUUUUCUCCUCGAAGAAAGUGGUCAAUGGCAAAAUUUCCGAAAUGUAGUAUCCCAGCUUCGAAUGGCUCACGUUGUCUCUCAAGAUUGGAAGCAACCAAGCUCUUCCGGUAGCCUUUGA
Molecule: messenger RNA, 438 nt
Organism: Ogataea philodendri
Lineage: Eukaryota; Fungi; Ascomycota; Pichiomycetes; Pichiales; Pichiaceae
Exons: 2
Coding region: 1-438 (145 amino acids)
Source: RefSeq, a predicted model, not a curated record